Messenger RNA from Daldinia decipiens, 7062 nucleotides. RefSeq lists its product as uncharacterized. The coding region runs from base 440 to 6658 and encodes 2072 amino acids. Gene Ontology annotation, biological process: piecemeal microautophagy of the nucleus; reticulophagy; autophagosome assembly. NCBI's taxonomy places the organism in Eukaryota, Fungi, Ascomycota, Sordariomycetes, Xylariales, Hypoxylaceae. Gene Ontology annotation, molecular function: phosphatidylinositol-3-phosphate binding. The record is from RefSeq and is a predicted model, not a curated record. The transcript is spliced from 3 exons. Gene Ontology annotation, cellular component: phagophore assembly site; extrinsic component of membrane.
UAUAGGUGCCUGCUGCUACAUUAGCUACAUUAGGUACACCUUAUGUCAGUGCUGCCAGUGCUGCCAGUACUUACACCAUCCCCCUUCCCCAUCAACUUCCACUCUACAUCCCAGACCCAAACCAGAUUAACAGUCACACCCUCAGCAUAUCUUUCUAGCUGCAUCGUCGUUAGGACAUGCCUCUCAAGAGUCAUCAUCAUCCUAAUAGAUACAGUGCCCUCAUCCUCUCAUCUAAACAUAUCCCUAUCUAAUGGUUACUAGACCACGCCGUCAGUGCCGCUAACGAUGAACUACCACCCCGCAUCCCGAGUCGUGGGAUAUCGUGAUACUCCAUUUCAACACCCCCACACGCGAUCUACGCGUCGGUGAAGGCCUCAUCGGCCUCAUCUUCUAGUAUUAGCUCAAUCUUCGUAGUUCCGACAUCGUCAACCCUAUUAACAUGGCGUUCUUCAACUCCUUCUGGAGCUCUAACAUGCCCAAGCGGCUGCUCCGAUACACGCUAUCGAAGCUAGAUUACCUCGAUACCGAUGCCUUGGAUAUGGACAACCUAGACCUUGCCAUGGGGAAGAACAACGUCUUCACAUUGCAAAAUGUCGGGAUUAAGCUUCAGAAAUUAGAACAGUUACUGCAGCUUCCACCGUCGUUUGAGAUCCAGAAAGCUAAGGUCCUAUUGCUUCGAAUUACCAUACCUUCUGCUAUAUAUGCGAAUCCUAUUACCGUCGAAAUCGACGGUGUCGAGAUAAAGCUAAGGCUUACUUCUCAAGAUGAUAGCCUUAAAAAGGCGCGGAAAGGUGCUGCGCAUAGGAAAAAGGGCUCAGCAUCAUCUGAGGAAGGUGAUCCUGUCCCGCAUGCUAUCGACCUAGCACAGUCGUUCUUGGAGACGCAGCCAUCGAAAGAUAAGGCGGAACUUCAAGCUGCGCUCCAAGCCGAAACUCAGGAUCUUGGUGCUUCCAUAUUAAGUACUGAGGAUGGAAGUGAUGAUGACUACUCGCUCGGAACUGGCCAACCUCUUUCCCUCCCCACGUUCCUCGCAGAUUUCCUACAAGGUAUACUUGAUCGGCUACAGGUCUCCAUUAAAGGCGUCACCUUCCACCUAGACGUCGAAGUUCCAUCUGAACCCAAUACACCCGUUUCCGAAUUAGUUACUUUCCAGCUAGCGGUCGAUGAAGUGAACGUAGAGGGGGUCACGACAGCAGCAGGUGAGACUACGAAGGAGGGGCAGUCUGAAAUUGCCUAUAAGGAAGGAAAGCGAUACGUGGGUUUAAAUAAUAUUCGAGCGAGCUUGAUCUCCGAAGCGAACGUCUUCUCAAUUCUGGCACGAUCGCCAUCGAUACCCUCCUCUAUCGCAACUGAUUCACCGGCUGUCACUCAGCAGCAGAGUGUGUCUGAGGAAUCUAUUUUGAAGCCGGUGGCUACAUCAGAAUUACGCUCUAACACCGAGGACCUCGAACAAAGUGGGCAUCGUCAUCCGCUGAUGGAUUCCGAAGACGCUUUCAAUAUACCAUAUGACUUGAGCGGAUCAAACGACGGGCAUGAUGAAGAAUCAGCAUCUGCGCCAUCAACACCGCGAGCUCUUGCGCCCCAAAUCUUACAAGAGGACGAGCCAAAAUCGGUUUCUUCCAUACACUCAGCUCGGCCAUCUAUUAAUGCGCCACCGGACCAUUGGUCUUCUUCGGCACGCAUUGUACGGUCUGAACCAGCCCUAGAGCAUCGAGGGAAAUGGGGCCAGGAUUCCAUCGAGUCGUCAGGAAGCACUGAAGCCCGGCCCCAUUAUUCUGGUGAAAGUGAUAAGAUAGCUUCUUUAAGUGAAGACCUAGCCCAAUCCCAUCUAUUCAGCCAUGAGGAAGCCGAGAGCAUGUAUAUGAGUGCCUUCUCCCAGGCUUCAUCUUCUCAAGUGGGCCAGACUGUUCAAACUAUGCCUGGCGGUUGGGAUUCGGAUUCCUCAAGCGCAGAAAACUCGCCAAACUUGAAGCGCAGGAUCCGAUCACCACCUUCACAUUCCCUAGAACCUGCAAAUCCCGCAUCUCAACAGUCUCCCACAACCAGUCGCAAUUUCCCGUCAAGAAAAGACUCAUUAAUAGAAUCUGAGCUAGACCCUAACUCUAUAGUCGACAACCUUGAGGAAGCAAAACAGUCAUAUGAUGACCCGCAGUACCACCCAGAGGCGGAAGAUGCUCCAGCGGAGGAGGUCGCAACACCGAAAAGGCCAAGAUUAAUCAAAGAGCUUGUUUCAUUGAGUGCCAUCUCACUUUACAUUCCUUCAAGUCAUCAACAUGUACAGGUAACAUAUGCUGGCGAGGAACCUGUUUCCGGGGCGACCCGACGUCACUUCGACCGAUCUAUUUCUCCAAAUCUCCCAGGAACUUUCUCUAUCUAUGCAGGUGAUCAGUCAACAGCGUCAAUAGCCUCGAGCAUUGGCGUACAGCCCCCUAAAGCACCCUUAGAUAAAACGUUAGAGGUGAUAAUAUCAUCCCUAGACAUCCGUUCUGACCUUUCAACUGGGUUCUUGUUGUCUAAGGUAGUAUCGCGGAUACUUGCGGCUUUGAAAGAGCAGCCUCCAGCCCCCCCUUCUAAGCAGAAGGGAAAUGCUGAAGGCAAAAAUGAGACGUCGCUCACGCCUAACAUAAAAAUUAUCACAGAACAGAUUACUGUACACUUCCUAGAGAAUCUAGCCGGAGUCACAGAUACCCCUGGUCGAUUGUUCAACCCUGACCCUGGUUCAUUCAGCGCUGAUGCUCUUCUUACUAUGGCUAUCGAGAACUUGAGCGUGGAUCUUUCAGGCUCAUCGACCUCAACUAAGACCUCAGUAGAUGUAGGUAAGUUCAAGCUCGGGUAUGGAAACGACGAUAUCAUCUCCUUCGAUCAACGCAUACAAAUGCGGGCCUCCGUGAAUGAUGCAUUUCCUCCCGCCGGUGCCGAUAUAUCCGUUAAACUUAGUCAAUCACCCACAACGACAAAAUGCGAGGUCACUACCCUGCCGCUUCAUGUCAAAAUAGACCUUCAGCGACUAGAUGAGACGUUUAGUUGGUUCGGAGGCUUGAGUGGUUUCUUGAAUAUGAGUUCAUCGAUGACUUCAAGUUCUCCUCCUACUCCUCGGAUUCCUGUAAAGCCGCCACCGAAAGCUCGUGGGGUAAGAUUUGACGCGCCUAUACGUCCAGAUGACAUAUCCGCAAGCUCCGAGAAUAAAAUGAACAUGAGACUUGGCGGUUUCCGUUUAGAUAUCGUCGGAAAGGAGUGUAGCGUAUCCCUAGACACAACCGCUAUAAAACUGGUUAGUCGAGAAGAAGGAAUCGGUAUUGGUAUCUCCAAGAUACACCUUGCAGGACCAUACAUGAGACGUUCCAUGGGCGACCCUCCUAUCAAUGCCGUGGUUACGAAUACUCGCCUCGAGUAUCUCAUGACACCAAAAGACAAUGACCUAGAAAGACUCUUAGAGCUUAUCAUACCGUCCAAGUAUAGAUUCGACCAAAACGACGACGAAAUCAUGGUAGACACUCUACUUCGACAGAGGAGGAAAGGCGCUGUGUUACGCGUCAAUGUGGAUGGCAUUGAAGUUAAUGUCAGCAAGAUCCAGCAACUCGAAGUAUUACCUACACUAGGUGAAGAGAUUGCGCGACUCUCCACUGUCGCUAAGUACUUACCCGAAGAUGACCGGCCAGGUAUACUCACUCUAGCUCUUGUCCGUAACCUAGAUGUGACGGUGGAUAUUGGUAGGAAGUUUGGCUCUAUACAAGCUUCUCUGAAGGACGCGGAAAUUGGCCAUAUUACUAUCCCGUCUUUGAUCGCUCUCGGGGUAGGCUCUAUUUCAAUCAUCCGGAACCACACCGAGGAAUUGGUCGGCACAACCGCAUCAUCUUUCGAUAAAGUAGGACACGGACCUAUCUUGACCAUGAGGGUGAUUGGGGAUGAGAUGGAGCCUGUUGUCAAGAUCAGAAUGCGGAAUAUCAAUAUCGAGUAUCGUGUGCCAACCAUUAUGGAUAUCCUCGGCCUUGCUGAAGAUACCACUCCGCAAGAUUUUGAGGCAAGUCUGGCAGCUUCAGUAGCAAACCUAGGCGAACACGCACAUGCAGCUAUCACCGGAAAGCCACAAAACCGCUUGCCAGCUCCAAACGAGAGCAAGGGUAAAGAGGGAAAGCCGACAAAAGUAGACUUCGUCUUCAGAGAUUGUUUACUAGGCUUAAAUCCACUCGGACUGAAGUCGAAGAUGACGAUUGUAUUAACCGAUGCUCACUUUGAAAUCGCGUUGUCUAAUGGGGAUGAUGCGAAAGCUCUAGGCCAUCUGAAUAAGGCAUCUAUUCUUCUUAUCGAUGACGUUUCGAUACUGGAAUCUAAGGACUCGGCAUCGUCUAAUCGACGACGUAGCUCAAACGCACCCUCUCCGCAAGUAGUAGAAUUAUGCCAACGGGGAUAUGUUGAUAUUUGCUAUAUCUCUUCGGCAAGGAUCACGGUUCAAGUCGGCUCCAACCAAAAAAAUGGAAAUAAAUGGAUUGACGUUGAAUUACGAGAUGAUCUCCUUGUCCUUGAGACAUGUGCAGACUCUACCCAGACUCUCAUUGCUCUUGCUAAUGCACUUGCCCCUCCGACACCCCCCAGCAAAGAGAUUAAAUAUAGAACAAAAGUUGUACCCGUCGAGGACCUACUCGCUUCUAUAUCUGCCGAUGCGUUUGGUAAGGCCGAAGGCGACUAUGAUUUCGAUAAAGACUUUGGUUUAGAACUUGACGAGACUGAUAGCGAUUUUGGCCUUGGAAAUUCCGGUCAAUCAAGUCCCCUCGCUGUCGACUCGCGCUUUUAUGAUGAAUCUUCGGUCGAGGCCAAGCUUUUUGAGGCAACAGGCUCCAUGAUCUCGGAUGAGAUGGGAACACAAGAUACAACCGACGGUGUUCUACUCACAAAUUUCAGUAGCCAACCAGAUAUGAUGGAUGACGACGAUGAUCUGGUCAUACAUGAGAACUAUUUUGGUUCAGGAUCUGUGAUACAAGGUACCGCUCACCGCUGGAACUCGGCAAAAAAUGCAUACGACGAAGCCAACGACGAGAAGAUUCAACGUAGCCCUCUAUCCGUCCGUGUACGUGACGUCCAUGUCAUAUGGAACCUCUUUGACGGCUAUGAUUGGAGCCGUACUCGUGAAGUCAUUUCAAAGGUUGUGCACAAUAUCGAGUCCACAGCAAUCGAGCAGCAAUCGCGUCACGAUCGCGCUCGCACGAGCACCGAUAUGGAGCUAAUAGAAGAAGAAACUGAGAUCGGAGACUUUUUGUUCAACUCGAUAUAUAUAGGUAUUCCUGCAAAUCGAGAUCCUCGGGAGCUUACACAUGCCAUCAAUCAAGAGUUGAACGACGCCGCCACUGAGACCGAGUCAAUUGCAACGACAGCGAUGACUGCUACACCUAGCCGGCAGGGCAAUGCCUAUCGAAACAAAAGGAAGCUCAAACUUAAUCGCAGCAAACGACAUAAGAUCACCUUCGAGUUGAAGGGUAUUAACGUAGACCUAGUCACGUUCCCCCCCGGUUCUGGUGAGACGCAGAGCUCAAUCGAUGUUCGAAUCCGAGAUCUUGAUGUUUUUGACCUCGUGCCGACGUCGACCUGGAAGAAGUUCGCAACUUACGAUCAAGAUGCCGGAGAACGGGAGAUGGGUACCAGCAUGGUCCACCUGGAAAUAUUGAACGUCAAACCAGUUGCAGAUUUGGCGGCAUCUGAGAUUGUGCUGAAAGCUACAGUUCUACCACUCCGCCUCCAUGUUGACCAGGAUGCCUUAGAUUUCAUCACACGGUUCUUCGAGUUUAAGGACGAUUCUACUCCAAUUCACGCCUCGCCUAGCGAUGUUCCCUUUGUACAAAGAGCCGAAAUAAACUCGAUACCCUUGAACCUUGACUUUAAACCAAAGCGUGUCGAUUACGCAGGCCUACGAUCGGGUCAUACGACUGAAUUCAUGAAUUUCCUAGUCUUGGAUCAAUCGCGGAUGGUCUUAAGGCAUACUAUUAUAUACGGCGUUUUAGGGUUCGAUAGACUCGGAAAGACGUUGAACGACAUAUGGAUGCCUGAUGUCAAAAGGACUCAGCUUCCCGGCGUGCUUGCCGGACUUGCGCCUGUCCGUUCUCUAGUCAACGUCGGAAGUGGAUUUAAAGAUCUCAUCGAGGUACCAAUUAGGGAGUACAAAAAAGACGGCAGGAUAGUCCGCAGCAUCAGCAAAGGAGCUAUAGCCUUUGCCAAGACAACAGGUACGGAGAUAGUUAAACUCGGAGCCAAGUUGGCUGUCGGUACGCAGUAUGCUCUACAAGGUGCAGAGGGUAUGCUAGUCAAACAGCCACAACCUCACCAGGUCGCGGGGUGGGAUGACGAAGAAACAGACACGGAAGAACCCAAACAGAUUAGCCUCUAUGCCGAUCAGCCAACGGGGGUUCUUCAAGGAAUGAGGGGCGCAUAUGCGAGUCUAAGACGCGAUCUCAAUAUGACGAGGGAUGCGAUCAUAGCAGUCCCCGCCGAGGUGAUGGAGAGCCAAAGCGCUCAAGGGGCGGCUAAGGCCAUUCUCAGACGAGCGCCAACAAUCGUUUUUAGACCCCUCAUCGGCUCAAGUAAGGCGAUCGGGCAGACUCUUAUGGGAGCUACGAAUGCAUUGGACCCUCAGAAUAGGAGAAGGGUAGAGGAGAAAUACAAACGGUGAUAGUGGUUUUCUGAUUAAUUGAGAACUAGCAUUCUUUUUUUCGGCACGGAGUACGGAUAUAUCACGGACUUCUUCUUUCUCUUUCCUUACGCGCAAAUGUUUCAUGGAAACGUUACGAAUAAUGCAUCAUAGACGGUCGGCCAAAUUGACGUUGCACCUCUACGAGAUUAGGUACCUAGCUAGGUUAGACUGUUGUUAAAUUACUCAUUGCCCGGGCUAUGAUUGAUAGGUUCUUUGGGAGUUAGCAUAGCAUUAGUACAUUUAUAUUGGUAAUCUACCUGUUCUGAGAAUUAUCUGUAUGGUCUAUUACUACUGCUGAGUGUAUAGGCUUGUGUAAAUACUGGGCAGCAUAAUUUGGGUUGAGUUAAUAUACCUACAACAUCACCUCUAAAUAUAUUUUCCGC